Beta vulgaris subsp. vulgaris (sugar beet) is the source of this 4349-nucleotide messenger RNA. Its product is annotated as LRR receptor-like serine/threonine-protein kinase RGI1. NCBI's taxonomy places the organism in Eukaryota, Viridiplantae, Streptophyta, Magnoliopsida, Caryophyllales, Amaranthaceae. Gene Ontology annotation, molecular function: protein kinase activity; protein binding; ATP binding. The record is from RefSeq and is a predicted model, not a curated record. Gene Ontology annotation, biological process: protein phosphorylation.
AAAGAUGUACACUCAAAGUUUCAACAAAGUACCGAGUUUUGAGGAGAUGAGGAAAUUUGAGUAUGAGGGAAGCCCAAUGAUCAAUAAUUAAAUCAACUCUACAAAAAAAAAUAAAAAAAUUCAAGCAAUAAAGAUACUAAUUUAUAUGCAGUAUAAAGGUUAGAAAAGAAAAGAAAUUUAAAAAAUGGUGUUGUCUUCUUCUCUCUAGCUCCCACCUCCCCUGCUUUCAUUUCCUCUUGUUCGUUCGUCAUAUAGGACUAUAUUAUAUACACAUACACAUACAUAGUCACAGAAACAGAGGCAUUCAACGUGGGUAGGAGUUGUUCUCGCUAAUUUCUAGGUAUUCCUUCCUUCACUACCUCACUCACUCAUUUAUCUUUUUCUUGUUUUAAUGCCUUGUUUGGUUCUCUUUUUUUUUUUAAACUAAUUUUUCCUCCUUCACUCUCUUUUAUGUGCAUUGACAAACAAAGACUCCUACUUGGGGUUUUUUUGAGGUUUGAGUUCAAACCAAGCAAAACACAAACAAAAACACAGAAACAGAGGUAGAAGAAGAAGGAGGUAAAAAGAAAGUUUAUUUUUGUUUAGCAAAACCCAAUGAAGAAAAAGUUUGGAAUUUGAGGCAGAUGUUAUUUCUAGUAGACUAAAAAUGAUGUUUAAUUCGAGGCAAAAAUACCAUUUUUCAUCAUCUGUUUAUUUUCUGCUGCUGCUUCAUUUUUUCGUCCACCACAUUUUUUUCUCUUCUCUUGCUGCAGCAACCAAUGAGGAGGCUACUAUCCUCUACUCUUGGGCCCACAACAACCACCAUGCACAACCACUGCCACCUGAGUUCUCUGAUUGGAACUUAGUGGACCCCACACCAUGUAAAUGGAGCUUCAUUACUUGUUCAUCACUUGAUAAUAACUCUGUUAUUGAAAUUAACAUUCAGUCUAUUUCUCUUCAACUUCCUUUUCCUGCAAAUUUGUCUGCUUUUUCUUCUCUUCAGAAACUUACUAUUUCUGGGUGUAACUUAACUGGGUCUAUCCCUAUUGAAGUUGGGGACAUUCUGUCUCUUAUUUCCAUUGAUCUUAGCUCAAAUUCCUUAUCUGGGUCAAUCCCGGUUUCGAUAUCGAAACUAAAAAAUCUUCAAGAUCUGUCACUGAACUCUAAUCAGCUCACUGGGAGAAUCCCAGCUGAGAUUAGUGGGUGUUUAAGUUUAAGAAACUUGUUACUUUUUGAUAAUCAGCUCAGUGGUAAUUUACCUCCUGAGUUGGGUAAAAUUAGUAGCCUUGAAGUGAUUAGAGUUGGAGGUAAUAAAGACAUUGUGGGAAAAAUCCCAGAUGAAUUUGGUGAUUUGAGUAAUCUUACUGUAUUGGGUGUUGCUGAUACUGGAGUCUCAGGAUCAUUACCUUCUAAUUUGGGUAAGCUUUCAAAACUUGAAACACUUUCAAUUUAUACAACUUCAAUUUCUGGUGAAAUUCCUCCUGAGUUGGGAAAUUGUUCUGAGCUUAUAAAUAUUUAUUUGUAUGAUAAUAGUUUAUCUGGGUCAAUCCCACCUGAGCUUGGAAAGUUGAAAAAACUUGAAAAAUUGCUGCUUUGGCAGAAUUCACUUGUGGGUUCUAUCCCAGAUGAGAUUGGGAAUUGUAGUAGCUUGAAAAGUGUUGAUUUUUCAUUGAAUCAGAUUUCUGGGACUAUUCCUUUGUCAAUUGGGGGUUUAUCUGAACUUGAGGAGUUUAUGAUUAGUAAUAACAAUGUGACUGGUUCAAUUCCUGAUGUUUUGUCAAAUUGUAGUAAGUUAUUCCAGUUACAGUUGGAUACUAAUCAGAUUUCUGGUCUAAUCCCCCCACAAAUCGGGUCUCUUUCAAAGCUUACUGUGUUCUUUGCUUGGGCUAAUCAACUCGAAGGGAGCGUUCCUGCUAGUUUAGCUAGUUGUAGUAACCUACAAUCACUUGAUUUGUCUCAUAAUUCUCUCACUGGUAGUAUUCCCCCAGGGUUGUUUCAAAUAAAAAACCUUACGAAACUUCUAUUGAUUUCCAAUAAGAUCUCCGGUAUUCUCCCUCCCGAAAUUGGUAAUUGUACCUCUUUGAUUAGGCUUCGGCUUGGACAUAAUCGGAUAUCGGGUGAAAUUCCUCGAGAAAUUGGGGGUCUUCGGAAGUUAAACUUCCUUGAUUUGUCAAGUAACCACCUCUCUGGUGUAGUUCCUGAUGAGAUUGAGACUUGUAGUGAGUUGCAGAUGCUGGACCUCAGCAGGAACAACCUAGGGGGUCCCUUGCCUUAUACAUUGUCAUCCCUCUCUUCUCUGCAAGUAAUGGAUGCUUCAUCUAAUAGAUUUGUGGAUGAAAUUCCGGAUGGUUUUGGUCGUCUUGUAUCAUUAAAUAAGCUGAUCUUGAGCAACAACAUGAUAAGUGGAUCAAUACCAUCAAGUUUAGGCCUAUGUUCAAGUCUCCAGUUGCUUGAUCUUGGCAGCAAUAAGCUUUAUGGAGAGAUUCCAAGCGAUUUGUGCAAGAUCGAGUCUCUCGAAAUUGCACUCAAUCUGAGUGGAAAUUUGCUUUCUGGUCCGAUCCCAUCUCAGUUAUCAGCACUAAACAAGCUCUCAGUUUUAGACCUUUCACAUAACAAGCUCAACGGGUUCUUAAACCCACUUAUUGGCCUCGAUAACCUUGUCUCUCUCAACAUAUCCUAUAAUAACUUCACUGGAUUACUCCCUGAUAAUAAGCUCUUCCGGCAGCUUCCUUUAGCAUCGAUGCAGGGUAAUGAAGGGUUGUGUUCGAUCGGGAAAGACUCGUGUUUCACGAGCAAUGGUGCUGCCUCCGAACAUUCAGAUUCCAAUAAUGAAGUAAAGAAAGCUAGGAUUCUUAAAAUAGCCAUUGCUUUGCUUAUUGUUAUGACAGUUGCAAUGGUAAUAAUUGGGAUUUUUGCUAUGUUUCGAGCACGAAGAACUGUAAAGGAUGAGCAGGAUUCAGAGUUGGGUGAUUCAUGGCCUUGGCAUUUCACCCCUUUCCAGAAACUUAAUUUUUCGGUUGAUCAAGUGCUCAAAUGUCUCGUGGAUUCAAAUAUCAUUGGUAAAGGGUGUUGAAUGGUUUAUCGAGCUGAUAUGGAAAAUGGUGAAGUCAUUGCUGUUAAAAAGCUAUGGCCAACCGCACGCUCUGCAUCCAACAGUACUGAAGAUGAAAAGAGUGGAGUUCGAGACUCAUUCUCUGCUGAGCUUAAGACCCUCGGAUCAAUUCGCCACAAAAACAUUGUUAGAUUUCUUGGUUGUUGUUGGAACAGAAACACAAGAUUGCUUAUGUAUGAUUACAUGCAAAAUGGGAGCUUGGGAAGCCUCUUGCAUGAGAGUUCAAUGAAUGCCUUAGAGUGGGGUCUUAGGUACCGAAUUCUGCUUGGUGCUGCUCAAGGCCUUGCCUAUUUGCAUCAUGAUUGUAUUCCACCGAUUGUUCAUCGGGACAUCAAGGCAAACAAUAUCCUAAUCGGACUAGAGUUCGAGCCAUAUAUCGCAGAUUUUGGCUUAGCCAAGCUUGUUGAUGAUGGUGAUUAUAAUCGCUCCUCCAACACUGUUGCUGGCUCUUACGGAUACAUAGCUCCUGAAUAUGGUUACAUGAUGAAGAUCACGGAGAAGAGCGAUGUGUAUAGCUAUGGCGUAGUAGUGUUAGAAGUACUAACAGGCAAGCAACCCGUGGACCCCACGAUUCCCGGAGGGUUACAUGUUGUCGAUUGGGCACGGCAAAAGAAGGGAGGGAUCGAAGUCCUCGAUCCGAGCUUAUUGUCUAGACCUGAAACCGAGAUUGAGGAAAUGAGGCAAGCGUUAGGCAUUGCAUUGCUAUGCGUAAACGCUUCACCGGAGGAGAGGCCAACAAUGAAAGACGUCGCAGCAAUGCUUAAAGAAAUCAAGGAUGAAAAGGAAGAAUAUGCUAAGGUUGAUAUGUUGCUUAAGGGCUCACCUACAACAACAAAUGAUCAAGGAAAUAAAAAACAUAGAAAUGGAGUUGCAACUUCAUCAAGAUCAACUAAUGUGGAAAGCUUUUAUCCAGACAGCAAUAACACAAGCUUUUCUGGAUCCUCAUUGCUUUACUCAUCGUCUAAUCCAAGGUUGGAUUAAGAGAAAAUAAUAAAUUCAACUAUUUUCUACGAAAAUAUUAAUCAAGCUUUUUAGCAAAAAUUUGCUCAGUUUAUUUGUUAGCUACUAAAUUUCCCUGUCUCAUUUAGUGGGCCUCUUUUUGUUUUUUUUUUUCUUUAUUCUUAUUCUUGUCUUCCCCCACCUCCCCCCAACUUUUCCAUGUUUCUGUGUAAAGGACAAAAGUUGAGGUUAGUUUAUAAGUGAGAAAGUAUAAAAUGAAGCCAUGAGUUGAUGGCGUGGCUUUUGGAAGUUUUAUUAA